GGUUUUGUAUGUGAAGUAUUUGGAUACAUCCCUAGGGCUGGUGAGCCCAUCAAAGUUGUCCUCAAAAGGGAUAAUCAAAGAUGAUGAUGAUAAGCAUGAUAUUAGCUGCAAAUGCCCAAAAGCUUAGUGCUGUUCGUUUUGAGCAUAUAAACAAUGGGGAAGCAAUGUCAGAGGCCAAAGAUGUAACUCGAUUGAUUCCCAAAAUCAUGAAGAGGAAAGGGAACGGUGACAAAUUGGAUAACAUUACCUAUGUUGAGAAUGCAUUUCAAAAGAGACAAGAGAAUCGCCUUUCUGAUCGCUAUGUGGUUGCUGAAGAUACAUAAGAUGAUGGAAAUUAGCUACACUGCAUAUUCUGUUUUCUUUUUCUUUAGCUCCUUUUUUUCCUUUGUCAUAUUCUUUCUACACCAUGAAGAAGAAACGGAAGGAAACCAC
Messenger RNA from Rubroshorea leprosula, 432 nucleotides. NCBI's taxonomy places the organism in Eukaryota, Viridiplantae, Streptophyta, Magnoliopsida, Malvales, Dipterocarpaceae. The record is from the annotation of a GenBank genome assembly.